AUGGCUCACACGUAUCCAAAACUUACCUCCAAAGAUUACAUAUUCUAUGAUUUGGUCAAGUCCAUGGGUCACCCGCCCAUUGUGAUCACAGACUUCCGCCCGUUUGUCUACGAGAUAGCUCUAAUUACCUCCCACGACGUUUGCGAACAAAUCACCAAGUCUUCCAAAACUUUCCCUUAUAGCGUUCCGAAGUCGCCUACAAUGGGAGAUCUACUACCACUUAUCGGUGAACGUUCCUUACUUAUCGCUGAGGAUGAGAUAUGGAAAGCCUUGCGCCGAACCUACAACCAAGGCUUUGCGCCCACACAUCUCGCGACCCUCCUUCCACGUAUCGUUGAAAAGACGAAGCUCUUCGUAAUCCGCCUUGAUGAGCUUGCCAAGUCAGGAAAAUCAUCCCCAAUGGAUGGUGUCUGCAUUGAUCUCACCUUUGACAUCAUUGGUGCCGUCGUUAUGGACGUUGACCUCAACGCUCAACUAGACGUAUCCAAGCAAAGCGCCCUUGUGCGCUACUACCGCGAGCUCAUCCACUCCUACACGGACCAAACCGGCCUCGUCGGCCUGCCGAACAACCCAUUUCUAACACGGCGGCGCAAGAAGCUCACCCGUGCCAUCGACGAAGAGCUGAAAGCCAUCAUCAGCUCCAAGCACGCCGAAGUCAUCGCCAAAACCGGGGGCCAAGAGCCCCUAAUCAACGGCAACAGCCAAGUUCCCAAGAACAGCCGCCCCCGCUCCGUCCUCGCGCUGAGCCUGCAAGCCGAAUCCUCGACCUCGCCGCUCUCGCCGCUCGCCCUCCAGACCACCGCCGACACGCUCAAGACGUUCCUCUUCGCCGGGCACGACACGACCAGCAUCCUCCUGCAGUGGGCCUUCUACGAGCUCUCGCGCACGCCGCGCGCCCUCGCCUCGCUGCGCGCCGAACUCGACGCCGUCUUCGGCGCGAGCGCGACGUCCGCAGACAUCGCCGACGCGCUGGCCUCCCCCGGCGGCGACGACGCCAUCAAGAAGCUCGCCUACACCUCGGCCGUCAUCAAGGAGACGCUACGCCUCUACCCGCCCGCCGGCUCCGCCCGCCGCGUCCCUGACGGCGCGGGCUUCAUGGUCAACGUGCCCAGCGGCGACGGCAGCGGCGGGACCAAGAGCGUCUGCCUCGACGGCUUCGUCCUGUACAACUGCCACUUCAUCGUCCAGCGCGACCCGGCCGUCUUUGGGCCCGACGCCGACGAAUGGGUGCCCGAGCGCUGGCUGGGCGACGUCGACACGUCGCGCGUCGACGAGAUUCCGGAGAAGAGCAGCAGCACUAACGGCGGCGCAUCUUCGACAACGAAAAAGGUGCCGCCGAGUGCGUGGAGGCCCUUCGAGCGCGGCCCACGGAACUGCAUCGGACAGGAGCUGGCGAACCUGGAGGCCCGGGUGAUCCUGGCGGUGGCGGCGCGACGAUACGACUUUAUAAAGGUAGGCGCCGGUGAGGUGCUCAAGGACAAGGAGGGAAACCCGGUGCUGGACGAUGUGAAGGGGCGAUAUGAGGUUGUGAGCCCCAUGUUCAACACGCGACAGGUUACUUCAAAGCCCUUUGAUGGGAUGACUAUGGUGGUCAAAUUCCAUGAGCAGCAGGCAUGA
Messenger RNA from Lasiodiplodia theobromae, 1617 nucleotides. Its product is annotated as Cytochrome P450. NCBI's taxonomy places the organism in Eukaryota, Fungi, Ascomycota, Dothideomycetes, Botryosphaeriales, Botryosphaeriaceae. Gene Ontology annotation, molecular function: heme binding; iron ion binding; monooxygenase activity. The transcript is spliced from 5 exons. The coding region runs from base 1 to 1617 and encodes 538 amino acids. The record is from RefSeq and is a predicted model, not a curated record.